Molecule: messenger RNA, 1314 nt
Organism: Limulus polyphemus (Atlantic horseshoe crab)
Lineage: Eukaryota; Metazoa; Arthropoda; Merostomata; Xiphosura; Limulidae
Product: synaptogenesis protein syg-2-like
Exons: 6
Source: RefSeq, a predicted model, not a curated record
UCGUCUGUUCUUGAGAGUUAACUGUGUUUUACCAUUAUGGAUUUAAAUGGCAUUUUUCCAUUAAUUUAGUUCAAGAAAAAUAAAUUAGUUCUUGACUCUUUUAGAGUCCCGUUGACUAAUUAGAUUCUGACAAUUUCUUUGUUAAGAACGGCCAGACUUGUAUAUUUCCUGCUUAAUACAACAGUCAGUAACUCUUAGUGUAUUUGCUAUGGAUUACAAAAUUGCCUAGUAAAUACUUGUGACUGUGGAGUGUGAGUAUGAGAGUUUUCGGGGCGUUCCUGUGUUAUUGCUUCGGUGUGGUUUUUCAACAUGUGUUUUCAGGAGUUCCGGGAAUAAAAUUAAAACCUGUUCAAUUUUAUGAUGACCAAACAGAGUAUUUUGAAUACAACUCCGUGGUGGGCGACAAGGUAGUUUUACCAUGCAACAUAACACCUCCUUCAUUUGACGACAGCGUAGCGCUGAUUCUGUGGUACAUAGGUGACUCUGGGAACCCGAUCUACAGUGUAGAUGCAAGAAACGAACCUGUGCAAGAAGGAAAACAUUUUUCAAGCGACAUUCUUGGAUCUCGAGCCAAGUUUAACAUUUCCUUAAGAAGCGCUUUCCUUGUCAUCGAACCAGUUAAAGCUGAUGACAGUGGUGAAUAUCGAUGUCGUGUUGAUUUCCGUCGAGGCAGAACUCAAAAUAGGAAACUCAAAGUUAACGUAAUCGUUCCACCGAAAGAAAUUUAUGUCCAAACAGGAGAUAAAAAAUUCCAAGAUACAGUUUUCGGCCCUAUUAACGAGGGAAGCUCAAUAAACCUAACAUGUAUAGCUGUCGGAGGAAACCCUUCUCCCUCUGUGAAGUGGUGGAGAGAAGAGGCUCUAAUGGACGACAGCUACACUAUUCUGAAAGACAGAGCAGUGUUUAACAGUCUUGAGAUAAGAGCUGUAGAUCGAACCCUGUCAAAAGCCACCAUAACCUGCCAGGCUAUGAACACUAAUCUCACCAUGCCAAAAUCAGUGACAAUUAAACUGGACGUAAACUAUCAACCGAAGCUUUCUCUUGUCCUCGGGGCUAGUGUUCAAGACGAGCAAAUUAGGGAAGGUCACGAUGUUUACUUCGAAUGCAACAUCAACGCCAAUCCUCAAAUUAGAGAAGUAGAAUGGCUCUUAGACGAUGAAAGACUUUUUAGCGACCCCUCAAGAGGAAUCGUUAUCAUUGGGAAAUCACUGCGUCUUCAAAAUGUUGGGAAACAGCAUCGUGGGACCUAUCAGUGUCAAGCUGAUAAUGUUGUUGGUAGAGGUCAGAGCGAGAAGGUUCCUUUAAAUGUUCAGU